UGGCAGCUGUGCGAGUCGACGUACCGGGGCUCGCGGUAGGACAGCACAGACACUUGUGAGCCGACUGCCCCACACUCGCUUUGCUUCUUCUUCUUCUCUUCUUCUUCUUUUUAUAUCGCCCUGUAUCCUCUUCUUCUGUUCUUCUUCUCUUCUCUACUCUCUACAGUCUAGUCUAGUCUACUCUCUUUACUCUCCGUCACUCGCUACUCUACCAUGCAAUCGCCCUCCUUCUACCGCCCCCUCCCGCUCCCUCUGGAUCACGCUCCUGACGCCUGUCUCCCCCCAAUCCGCCCCUCUGCCGCCCUCCCUCUCCCCCCUCUGAUGGCCCUCCGCUCAUCCAUCCCGCCCCUCAGCGACCUCUCGUUCGCAGCCCUCCCCCCGCGCGACAGCAACCUCUCGCAGUUCGUCAUCACCCGCGUCAUCCGCCCUCUCUACUGCUCUCCCUCGUUUGAGUCCACCGUACGCCAGCCCAUCCCCGCGCCCGCAAACCUGCACCCCGUCCACGCCAGCAUCCACGCCUACGUGCCCCGCGGCCUCCGCCACGAAGGCGGCCGCUGGCUCGCCUACCGCCGGAACUACCUCGUCGUCAUGGCCAGCGCCUCCUUUGAUCUCCCCGUAUCCGCGCUACCCAACCCGCGCCCGCAGCCCUCCUCGCUAGCUAGCUCGUUGAUUGGCGGCGGACACGCGUUCUACACGCAGCUCAACUUCCGCAACCAGCCCCCGCGCACCGUGCGCGUCACGCGCUUCGCGAUCUCGAUCCAGGCCGAGGACGAGGCGAGCGGCAAGUCUGUCGCGCUGAUCCAGCACACUUCCAAGCGCGAUGCCGGGCCGCAGCGUAAACCCGUGCUCGAGCCUAUCACGCCCAUCAUUGCCGCCGAGGCCGCGAGCAGCGGCAACGGCAACGCGCAGACUCCCCGGGCGCAGGCCGGGUACCCUUCGUCUUCGUCUUCGUCUGCGUCUGAGGCUAUCUUCCGGAAUCUGCAGUCAAAGUCUACGUCUGCUACCUCGUACGGGUUCUCGAGUUCUGCAGCGGACUUUUCCGGCGCCGACACGGACGACAACGAAGACGACCCCUACUACGACGACGACGACCAUCUGGCCGACGGCCGUCUGGCCGACACUGCAGUAUUUGAGCGCAUCCAGUUCAAGAAAGCGACGGCCAACAACGGGCGCAAGAACACCGCGCAGCAAAUGUUCAGACUGGUGACGGUGCUGUACGCCGGAAUCAGCUACGAGGACUGCGCGGGCGGCGCGAACGUCGUGGGCCCGGUCGUGCUCGACGAUCGUAACCAGAUCGUGUACGUCGAGCUCCAGCGGAUUGCCACGUCGGGCAUAAUCGUGCGCGGUCGCUCGCCGGGGCACUACGCCGAGCGCGGAGCGGGGAGGAUCUGAUCUAGCUGAGAAGAGGUGAAUAUAGUUUGGUAAUGCCUUGAGGGCAUGUGUAUUGGUUUCUUGUAUAAACCCGGAUAAUUGUUUAUUGCUGCUUGCUCUGCUAUCUAUUUUGAAUCUUGUAUAUCUAAUUUUGCUUUCUGUGGACCUGGCGAAUCUGGCGUGAAUGUUUCUAAUAUCGAUUGUUUGCUUCUGUU
This is a messenger RNA of Myxozyma melibiosi, 1586 nucleotides long. RefSeq names its product PhoG like DNA-binding family-domain-containing protein. Bases 214 to 1392 code for a protein of 392 amino acids. Gene Ontology annotation, molecular function: DNA binding; DNA-binding transcription factor activity. The record is from RefSeq and is a predicted model, not a curated record. Lineage: Eukaryota; Fungi; Ascomycota; Lipomycetes; Lipomycetales; Lipomycetaceae. Gene Ontology annotation, biological process: positive regulation of transcription by RNA polymerase II; meiotic cell cycle. The transcript has a single exon. Gene Ontology annotation, cellular component: nuclear chromosome.